AUGCGUUAUUCAGGUUCCCGUGCGGCUGUCGGGGGUUUCGGUGGUCACUGAUCCCAGCCCCAAAUAAAACACACUAUGUGUCGAGCCAUCCUCGUCUGUCGGCUCUCCUAACUGCGCUGCAAAGGCCGAAAAGACUGGUAUCGGGUUUUUGCGGAGCAACCCAGAAGAGAUCCAGAGAGUUGGCAGGGUUUUCGUGUGUUUUUUGUAGGCAUUGGCUAGGGGGUGCGGCCUAGACGAGACCGCGUAUCGGGGAGGAUUCACGGCCUUCAGAAACACCAUAAGCUGGUUGUUUUUUAACGUACGUUUCCGAGAGUAAACAUGCGUGGAACCCGUUUAUGAAAAAGGGCUGUACCGAGGUGAUGAAGGUCAAUCUCUUUUGCACCUUUGACACUGAUGCUCACAUCCAUGUCAGUUUGUGGCUCAAUAUAACAGCAAAGCUAUCCUGAAAACAUUAUUACAUAGAACAUUUGUCUUUUUCACGAGCUGACACAAUAAGUUCCUCUUUGCCUCCCCACCUUUCCCACCGUGGACAGUCCAACAAUCCCUUCCCUUUGAAUUCACCUGGAAAAAGGUUUAACUACGGCUCAAAGCUGAAUCCAUACACCCGAGCCCGGAUGACGGAGGCGUGGCAACAGCAUGCUGUUGCCCCGCCUCCAGUGGUGCACACCAUCCCACCAGGGGCGGACACACUGGGCUGCACGGUCUAUGGCAUUGUCCUCCAGCCGGACACGGCAUUGCAACAACAACAGCAGCAACAGCAACAACAACAAUCCCAGCAACAACAACAGCAGCAGCAGCAGCAUCACAGUCAGCAGCACAGCCAGCAGCAGCAGCAUCCGGCACAAGCACAGCAGCCCUCCUUGCAUGUCGGGAGUGAGGGAGGGCACAAGUGUGGUGCGUGUGGCCAUGACAUCUCUCAUCUGGCUAAUCCUCACGAGCACCAGUGCAUGGUGAGCCAAGAUCGCUCGUUUCAGUGCACGCAGUGUCUAAAAAUCUUCCAUCAAGCCACAGACCUGUUGGAGCACCAGUGCGUGCAGGUGGAGCAGAAACCCUUUGUGUGCGGAGUGUGCAAGAUGGGCUUCUCCUUGCUAACUUCGCUAGCACAGCAUCACAACGCCCAUAACAGUGGCAACCCCAUGAAGUGCUCCAUAUGUGAAAAAACAUAUCGCCCGGGUUCUGGAAAUGCCACGCCAACUUCGUCAACGGCCACUCCUGGGCAACCAUCCAAUGACGAAGCGUCGUCCAGUGGCAGCGCUGCCAUCGGGACAUCAGGCCAACCUACGUUUGAGCCUUCGCAACCUGACAGGCCCUACAAGUGUUCGGUGUGCUCCAAGGGCUUUCGUCACUUAUCUGAGCUAACCCGUCACGAACGCGUCCAUACGGGCGAGAAGCCUUUUAAAUGCGAAACGUGCGACAAAAGCUUCAGCCAGUCCUCUCAUCUAGCCCACCACCAGCGUACCCACAGCUCCGAACGGCCAUUCAAGUGUGCGGUGUGCGAGAAGAGCUUCAAGCACCGAUCCCACUUAGUCCGUCACAUGUACGCUCACUCGGGUGAGCACCUGUUCAAGUGCAACCUUUGCGAGUUGCACUUCAAAGAGUCUUCCGAGCUCCUCCACCACCAGUGUCAGCCGCAGGGUGCUCGGCCAUUUCGCUGCGCCACAUGUGGGAAGGGCUUCAAGCGUCCGUCCGACUUGAGACAGCACGAGCGAACCCACUCGGAGGAACGCCCAUUCCACUGUGAAGACUGCCAGAUGAGCUUUAAGCAACAGUAUGCCCUGGUGCGCCACAGGCGCACACACAAGCCCUCCGCUGACCGCCCCUUCAAAUGCAACCUGUGCGACAAGGGCUUCCUGCAGCCGUCCCACUUGUUGUACCACCAGCAUGUUCACGGCAUGGACAACCUUUUCAAAUGCGCCUCCUGCGGAAAGGGCUUCAGCCAGUCCGGGGAGCUGCUCCGUCACAAAUGUGGCGAGUCCUCCUCGACACCCACAAAUCCAGACAAGCCCUACAAGUGCGACGUGUGCGGGAAGGCCUACAAAAAGGCCACCACGCUACAGCGCCAUCAGAAUUCCCACUGCACCGAGAAGCCUCUCAAAUGCUCGCUGUGUGACCGACGCUUCCUGUCCUCUUCAGAGUUCGUGCAGCACCGAUGCGACCCGUCCCGGGAGAAGCCCUUGAAGUGUCCCGACUGCGAGAAGCGUUUUAAGUACUCAUCUGAGAUGCAGCGGCACAGGCGAGUCCACACCGGAGAGAAACCCUACAAGUGCGCCAGUUGUGACAAGGGCUUCAAGCAGCGCGAACACCUGGCCAAGCAUCAAAGUGUUCAUGCAAGAGAUGCCCAGUUUAAAUGUGUAUGGUGUGGAGAGCGUUUUGCUGAUCUGGGAGCCCUUCAGGAGCAUACGGUCCAGCACACGGCUGAAGGUGGCGGAUACCCUGUGUCCUCUCUCAUCCAGUAAUCUGUGCCCUGAUUACAAUUUGCAAAGGUAUUAGCAAUCUGCAAACUACGCCAGUCGAAUGAAUUCUUACAAGGCCCAGUAACCUGAUAAUACCUCAGUUAUUCCCUUUUUGAUAUCAAGAGGCAUACUUCAAUUGGAUUUUAUCGACAAAAAGUUAUCGAUUUGUUGGUUUACAUCUAAAUCCUGGGAGGAGGCAAUGGGAGAUCUCCAAACUCUGUCCAAGAUAGCACUGUGAUUCUAGUCCAGUAGGGCAGGAUUUGCCCAGCAUUGUGACUCCCGAUGUGGCUCACAAUGCCCUCAUCAGAUCUCUAUAGCACAAGACAAAAAAUUAUUCAGUCUGCAACUAAUUGUUCAGUCUUCAUUUUAAAUCGGCUAUACAUUUUGCUAGUUCCUAGUAUGGUUUAAAUACUGCUUACUGUGUGCCUCUGUGUAAUAACUCUAUUCUGAUCACUAGCCUUGCUCCAAUAUGAUUACAUUGUACAAACAUUUGGAGCACUUCUGGCAGCCUACUUUGCGCAUUUAGUUGAGCCUACAGCUAAUGACAAAACAAAAAGGGGACAGAGUUGUGCUGUUAUGAACUGUUGAAACUGUCUGUCUAUGUCAAUGUUGACGUUCCCAUUAUUGUGGCAACUAAUGGUAUGUACCAAAAACCAUCACUGUACUGUACCAGAACUUAAACGGGACAGAUCGUUAACCAGCAGAAGUAUAACGACCUCAAUUGGUCUCUACAUUUCACUGAGAUUAUUAUACGUAAAUAUAUAGAAUCUAUAUAGAAAUGUAAACUUCAAUCUUGUAUACAAACAGUUCAUAUUAACAUGAGAAUCAGUACAGCUGUCCUGAAAAUUGCCUAAAAAAACCUGAAAAGGCUUCCUGUAUUACUGUAUGUACAUAGUUAGUAUGUAUGCAACUUGUUUACCAGUCCUGUCAUUAGAUAUUGCGUUGUCUUUCUUAAACUGCACCACAAUUUUAUAAGUAGCUUUUCAUGUGAAGUUCUGAUUCAUACAUUCUUUUUGUUUUUUCGAUUUGCCUUUUUAAAAUUAAUUUCAGCCUCUUUGUAGAUGUAGUUUGGAUUGUAAUUGGUGUGUUCAAGGUUGUGUGAAAGUCGAGUCUGUUUUUAUAAAGGUUUUUGCCCCUAGCCCGCCCCCCCACCCCCUAUACAGGACUCAUGUAGGCCUACUUGUACAGUGUGUCAUUCUUCCUCUGCUUCAUAGAUUUAUCCACGUUUGAUCUCCAAUCUGCCAACACAGUGUCUUGCCUAUAGUCAUUUGCCUUUCGCAACAUGACGGCGAGUAAUUUUUUUGUUAUUCUUUUAUUAAAACCAUAAGAUCAAAGACUUUCAAAAUAGAUUUUCGGUGCCCCCCAGAAUCAAGGAGGGAGAGUGUUUGUUUUGGGCCUCUAAGGCCUUGACUUAAACGCACAUCAUUCUGAUGUUUUUAUUAGUGAAUGUCUGUGUUGCAUACUCAUCAAACGAUAACCAGUACGUUCUUUUAAGAAUUUUUUUUUUAACUGACACUUACUACAAUUGUAGUAUAAACACAUUUGAUCUAGAGGGUAAGCGUUUUUAAAUUCCGUAUAUAUAUUUUUUAAUAUAUAUUAGAAGACGGUAUUGCUCUGCAAAGCUGAAUUUAAAUGGAACAAGCUGUCCGAGUCUUGACUUGCCUGCUUUUUUCCCCUCCCACGUACAUCACAAUUUCCCACUUUCAUCUUACCUGGGGCAAAAUGACAUUCUCAUCUCUGUUGCUUAUGCAGUAUUCUAUGACCAUUGGCCCUUGAGGAGCUCCCUCUUGCAGUUAGGUUUCACCUAGUACUGCACAGCGAGGUUAGAAGUGAUAGUGACACUUUGGCCUUAAGCUGGGGCAUCUAGAUUCUCCGCAGAGCCCUUUGCCUCCAGGUUGUUUCCCCUUUAUAGUAUCUAUGUAUCCAUUGUUUUAAAUACCAAGGGGCUUUUUUUAAACUGUAGGCAUUAAAAAUCAAUGAGCAGUUGGAUUUGGAAACUAUGUUGUGUUUUUUUAUGUUUUCACGUUUGUAUAUUAAUUUUUUUUUUUAUUAAUAUUGUUUAAAAUCUCUAUAUAAAUAUCUAUAUUCUUGGCAGAAGUUUCAGGACCACAGGGGAACGUUCCUCUAUGGUUUUGAGACCUCUCCACCCUGUGCAUGCCUGCUGUGUUAGUUCCUGUAAUCUGUUCCAAGUAUCUGCACUUUUUAGCGCAAAUACUUUUUAGCUUUUUUUCAAAUUGUAGAUUGUGAAUGAGCUAGUAAGAAAACUUCAUGUGGCGGUUGAUGUGACAUUCAUGCUGAAAUAUCUGUAUGUAGCAAUUUAAUAUACACAGCACUAACUAAUAAACCUUUUCAUUAAUAAUG
Puntigrus tetrazona (Sumatra barb) is the source of this 4814-nucleotide messenger RNA. RefSeq names its product zinc finger protein 319b (gene znf319b). NCBI's taxonomy places the organism in Eukaryota, Metazoa, Chordata, Actinopteri, Cypriniformes, Cyprinidae. The transcript is spliced from 2 exons. The record is from RefSeq and is a predicted model, not a curated record. Bases 615 to 2456 code for a protein of 613 amino acids.